AUGACACCGCCGUCUGACACUGCUUUCGCGGGCGACACAGCUUCAAAGAUAAAUAGCGCUAAUGAAUAUUUGAGACAAAAUCUCCCUUCCCAUUUGAGUUUGCCGAAAAUAGCUAUAAUAUGCGGUUCUGGGUUAGGAGGACUUGCAGCCAAUAUCACAGAAAAAGUGGAAUUUGCCUAUGAGAAAAUACCAGAGUUUGUGUCUAGUACAGUUCAAGGACAUGCUGGAAAACUUGUAUUUGGUUUAUUGGGAAAGAAUCGUGUUCCUGUUGUGUGCAUGGUUGGGAGGUUUCACUUUUAUGAAGGCUAUACAUUAAAGCAAGUUACAUUACCGAUCCGGGUGUUUAAGCUGUUGGGUGUCAAAGUGCUCAUUGUAACCGGCGCGACAGGAUCACUCAACAAACAGUUUAAAGUAGGGGACAUUGCCGUUCUCUUCGAUCACUUUUCUCUACCAUGCCUAACAGGAAGCAACCCGCUAAUCGGUCCCAAUCUCGCCGAGUUUGGUGACCGUUUUAUACCAAUUUCCGACGCCUACGAUUUCACUCUUCGUCAGAUCGCAUUUACAGCAGCCGCCAAUAUGGGACUUCCCGUCGGAACGUUGAAAGAGGGCACAUACUGCUAUGUAGUUGGUCCUUCAUACGAGAGUAAGGCCGAAGCACGAUUUUUGAGAGAUCUAGGAGGAGACGUUGUUGGAAUGUCUACCGUACCUGAAGUCAUUGUAGCGAGACAUUGUGGAAUAAGAGUGUUGGGAUUGAGUUUGGUCACUAAUGCAGUGGUUAUGGAAAGAGGACGGAGUGCUGAUCCUAGUGCCAUUAAUGCCGAAGCACGUGAUGAAGCGCCUGUCAGUCAUGAGGAAGUGUUGGCCGCGGGUAGCGUUAGAGAAGCUGAUAUGCAGACGUUAGUACGUGAUAUCGUAGAUUUGAUAAGCCAUGAAUUUUGA
Molecule: messenger RNA, 939 nt
Organism: Paraglomus brasilianum
Lineage: Eukaryota; Fungi; Glomeromycota; Glomeromycetes; Paraglomerales; Paraglomeraceae
Source: the annotation of a GenBank genome assembly